This is a messenger RNA of Pieris macdunnoughi, 312 nucleotides long. NCBI's taxonomy places the organism in Eukaryota, Metazoa, Arthropoda, Insecta, Lepidoptera, Pieridae. The record is from the annotation of a GenBank genome assembly.
AUGGAACCUGUUCAAACAGCGGGGGAUGGCCGAGAACAAUCAUAUAAAAUCUACAGUAUGUAUAAGCGGGUUGAAAAUCACGAUUCUACGGCUAAACUCAGUUCUCUUCCCCAAAACAAUCGUAACGCGAAGCCAGGACAUUACACCAUGAGCGAUCAGACAUUCCAUACACCCUCCUUUGGCGACGAAGAAUUUGAUAUUCCUCUUAUCCAUGGACAACAACCAACGAGUGGAAACGGGCAAAAUUCUCAUAUGCAGUACCCACAAAUGCACCACUCGGCACCUCAGGUAUUAUUGUAUACAAUGCUUUAA